UGGCCUCGUGAAAUAUAUUCCUCUUGAGGAAAUGCAGAAUCGGAAGGUUUGUGUCCUUUGUAACUUGAAGCCUGCAACCAUGAGGGGCAUUAAGUCACAAGCAAUGGUCUUGGCUGCAUCAAACGAUGACCACACAAAGGUUGAGUUAGUUGAUCCACCAUCAUCAGCCAAGGUUGGUGAACGAGUGACCUUUCUGGGAUACUCAGGCGAACCAAACAGCGUCUUAAACGCCAAGAGCAAAGUUUGGGAGAAGCUGCAGGUUGAUCUGCAGUCUAAUAAAGAGUGGUUGCCUGUUAUAAGGAUGUGCCUUUCACAACAUCUGCUGGUGUUUGUAAAGUUUCGUCUAUCACAAAUGGAGCCAUAAGGUAGACAAUCUGCCUUUUUACAUUAAGGUCCAAUGCAUUAUAAACCAAAAAUUAUAACAAGUAUGAGGUCAAAAAAGUAUUGAACAACAAACAUAAAUCUUAAAUGAGUUUCAUAUGCUAAAUAAACUCCAUCAAGAAACUACUACUUGAUUAAAGGAUAAAAUUUCUAGUCUUAGUGAAAGUGCAGGCUCAACUUGCAACUUUA
This is a messenger RNA of Zingiber officinale, 570 nucleotides long. RefSeq names its product probable methionine--tRNA ligase. Lineage: Eukaryota; Viridiplantae; Streptophyta; Magnoliopsida; Zingiberales; Zingiberaceae. The record is from RefSeq and is a predicted model, not a curated record. The transcript has 3 exons. Gene Ontology annotation, molecular function: tRNA binding. Bases 32 to 364 code for a protein of 110 amino acids.